UGGUCAGCUGCCAUUAGAGUGUUGUUUGUUUUUGCGACACAUCCGCUAGCUAUGUGGUUGGCCAACCUGAUAUUGCACUAAGUGGCGCGGCGCUGCCAUCUUUGUCUCGUAGAUUUGGCUUGGCGCCUUUCCUGUGUUGGUUGUUCACUAGUGGUGAUAGUGUGUUACACGUUUCAAAAUGGCUGGUGGUAAAGCGGGUAAAGAUUCGGGCAAAGCUAAGGCUAAAGCAGUCUCACGGUCGGCCAGAGCAGGAUUGCAGUUUCCAGUCGGAAGAAUUCACAGACAUCUCAAAAAUAGGACCACAAGCCAUGGUCGUGUUGGUGCCACAGCGGCCGUAUAUUCCGCUGCUAUUCUCGAAUAUCUAACAGCCGAGGUGUUAGAGUUAGCGGGUAAUGCAUCCAAAGAUCUCAAAGUGAAGCGUAUCACCCCAAGACAUUUACAACUAGCCAUCAGAGGAGACGAGGAACUGGAUAGUCUGAUAAAAGCCACCAUUGCAGGAGGAGGUGUUAUCCCACACAUUCACAAAUCUCUUAUUGGUAAAAAGGGUGGACCUGGCGCACCAGUUUAAUUAAAGGCUAUUGCAUCAACAUUCUCACUGCAUUUGAACCGGACACAAUAUCAGCCUGUAAAUUCAUCAGCCAAUCAGUAAACAUAGUUUUCUAUAUAGGUAGUGAUGUGGACAGUGGAGUGACUUCAUGGAACUGUGGAUCCGGACUAAACUUGUAGCUAUUAAGUAAUAGUAAUAUUUUAGAAAUAAGGAGAUUUAAAUAUGAUUGUAUUAGAAUUAAGAUUUAUUUUCUUGGUUCAAUGAUGGGACAUCUUUAUUUCGCUAGACAUUGUGUUCAAUUUAUUUCAGCCACUACUAAAAUUAAUUCACUGUAAGCUUUACCACACCGAAGGUGUUGUAAAUCUGGCUAGGCUGCAGUGUUUUAAAUUUAGAAACUUGACUGUAACUGCAAUUGUUUUAGCUCUAAGCUGUCGUAGUAUAAUUUGCAGCAUUUUGUAUUUUUUUAAGUGACAAAUUGUAUUAAGCAAUGGUAUAAUAUUGUUCUAAAUUGUAAUUUGGUAUGAUUGAACUGUUGUUACAAGUUGUAAGAAAUGUAUUUUGAUCUUUGAAAUAUAUUGCAGAAACUAAA
Molecule: messenger RNA, 1136 nt
Organism: Vanessa tameamea
Lineage: Eukaryota; Metazoa; Arthropoda; Insecta; Lepidoptera; Nymphalidae
Gene: His2Av
Product: histone H2A.V
Exons: 5
Coding region: 179-568 (129 amino acids)
Biological process (GO): heterochromatin formation
Cellular component (GO): chromatin; nucleosome
Molecular function (GO): structural constituent of chromatin; protein heterodimerization activity; DNA binding
Source: RefSeq, a predicted model, not a curated record